GUGCAUACUUCACACCUACCUGGUCGGUACCUGGGUACCUACGUCACAAUCAUCUACGAACAUCACCGUCCCGUCAAUCACAUCGCACUCACUCACUCACUCCGCACCUCCGCACCCACUCCGCACCCACUCCGCACCUCUGCACCUACCUCCAACCCACCACUGCAUACCUCCAACCCACCACUACAUACCACCAUACCACCAGUUACCACCACAGUACACCCCAACACCAACACCCCAACCACCAGCUCAAGAUGCGUGUCGCAGAACUCCUCGCGGACCUUACCUUGCUGAAGACCAUUCCAAGCGCCGACGCCCUCGCGAUCCUCUCCCCCACCACGUCCCUGCCCCCUUCCAGCACCACCUCCCCCGCCACAACCACCACCCCCUCUAUUCCCGCCACCCCCUCCGCCGCCACCUCCCCCGCCUCCACAGCGGACACAGACCCCGACACAACGCGCGCGCACCAGUUCCUAGCGCUGCGCCAGGUCGAGCUCUCGCAGUCUUCGUUCUCGCAGUCCUCGCUCCUAGCGAAGCGUGCGGCUGUUGCGAGGGUGUUGCGGCGGAUUGAUGGUGAGUCUUUGUCUGACGAGGACGAGGAUGAGUCCGACGGGGACGAGUUCGUGGAUGGUGAGGAGGGCGGGGACAAGGACGAGGAGGAAGAUGAUAUAGGCAGUGCCUGGGGCAGCAGUAAUGGUGCUGGUGGACCGGUGAGGAUGGCGGGUGCUUGGGGGCGGUGA
Messenger RNA from Tricharina praecox, 740 nucleotides. RefSeq lists its product as uncharacterized. The annotation marks the transcript as partial. The transcript is spliced from 2 exons. NCBI's taxonomy places the organism in Eukaryota, Fungi, Ascomycota, Pezizomycetes, Pezizales, Pyronemataceae. The record is from RefSeq and is a predicted model, not a curated record.